UCGUGGGCCUUCCCGUAGGUGUGGUCCCGGGUGGCAGCGAGAGUGUGUGUGGGGGGGACCGGGCGACGGUGUCGGGGUGACUCAGAGGCCCCUGGCGCACACAACGUGCUGCGGGACGAGUGGCGUGGACCCCAGCUCCCAGCGCCCGGACGUUGGAGGGGGGGUCACAUCCGGCGGGAGGGGGCGGGCCUCGUGGACCCCGGAAGUGUGGGCUCCGGCUGCGAUUUAACCCGCAACGGCGUUGGCGGCGACGGCGGCGGCAGGGGGAAAGAUGGAGACCCUGAAAGACAAGACCCUGGAGGAGCUGGAGGAGAUGCAGAAUGACCCGGCGGCCAUCGACCGGCUGGCCCAGGACUUCCCUGAGGUCCAGGACCUGCAGCUGGAGCGGGAGAUGGCACUGGCCACCAACCGGAGCCUGGCCGAGCAGAACCUGGAGUUCCAGGGUCCCCUGGAGAUCAGCCGCUCGAACCUCUCAGACAAGUACCAGGAGCUCCGGAAGCUGGUGGAGCGGUGCCAGGAGCAGAAGGCGAAGCUGGAGAAAUUUUCUUCAGCACCGCAGCUAGGGGCCUUGUUGGACCUUCUGAAGAUAGAAAGCAUGAAGAUUGAAGAAGAGUCUGAGGCCAUGGCUGAGAAGUUCCUGGAGGGCGAGGUGCCCUUGGACACGUUUCUGGAGAACUUCUCCUCCAUGAGGACGCUGUCCCAUCUGCGCCGGGUGCGCGUGGAGAAGCUCCAGGAUGCGAUGAGGAAGCCCAGGGCCUCCCUGGAGCCGGCUGGGGACGCCCCUCCUCCCCGCCCGCCUCCCCCAUCUCUCCCAGGCCCCCAGGCGACGCCGCCUGUCGUGGAAGAUCAGCAGCCACCGGCGGCGGUCCCUCCCUACCCGUUGCCCUACAGCCCCUCUCCAGGCUUGCCCGUGGGCCCCACCGCCCAGGGGGCGCUCCCGCCGGCCCCGUUCCCUGUGGUGUCCCAGCCCUCUUUUUCCUACAGUGGGCCUUUGGGUCCCCUGUACCCGUCGGCCCAGCCAGGACCCAGGGCUGCCGCGGGCUACUCCUGGUCCCCACAGAGGAGCACACCGCCCCGGCCGGCCUAUCCCGUGGCCCCCGCUGGUGUCUCCGGCCCUGGGUACCCCGUGGCGGGGGGCCGGGCCCCCGGUCCUGGUUAUCCUCAACAGCCCCCCUACCUCUCAACAGGAGGAAAACCUCUGUACCCAACGCAGCCCCAGCCCUCAGGCCCCCUUCAGUCGCCCUAUCCCCCUGGGCCUGCCCCUCCCUAUGGGUUUCCACUGCCUCAGGGUCCUGCCUGGCCUGGGUAUUAGGCACGGUCCUGGCCCUUGGCCCUUCCCUACUUCCACCUGUACCACAACCUUUGGCCCACCCCCUGCUGAGAUUCGAGGUUCAACUGGAAGUGGAGUUGGCUCCCCGUGGACUUGUGUCCUGCAUGGGGGCCUGGAGGGACCUGGCUGGGAGCACACAGGCCUGGCAAGGCACCAGGCAGUGUGGCUGGCUUGGCUGUGCCAGAUGGUCCCAGUGCUUGCUGGCCUCCUGGGGGAAGGGCGCGCCUGGUUUUGGUGACUGGCUUUGGCUUUCCUGGUUCUCACCAGGCAGGGAGCUCGGUCCUCUCUGUGGGCGCCCGGUUGGGGUGCCCGGCUGCAUGCGUUUGUGGAAUUCUUGUGGCUGCACUCACUCACGGACGUCUGAACCAAACGUGGAGUUAUCUCGGUGACGGGCUGGCUGGCUGGCCCCUGCUCACCCCCUCCCUCUCCUCUGGGAUUUGGCACGUUCGACCGUGGUACCCACGCUAAGGGAUGUAGCGCUCUGUGUCUCUUGGGUCCAUUCAAGGAUGGCCUGCCCCACGCACCAUGGCAGGGUUGGAUCAGGGGGAGAGAACAGAGUUAGGAAAAAUAAUGAUUUUUAAGUCACGUAAAACCAUAAUUGAACUCUGAUAGGCUGAUGUCAGUUAAGCUUGUCCUGUGUGCUGGUUUGAACGACAGCAGCAGAGCCAGCGCAGUGAGCAGGACGGGGAUUGUGGAGGCGGACCCCAGACCUUGCUUGCCCUGGUUGGAGGAUCCGGGGGCUGCCUUGGAGCCUCUGGCUGGAGGAGAGGGGGCAGUUCUGGCCCAGGAGACUGUGGCCACAUCGGGAGCUCAUUUAGGAGUGCAGGGCCGAGUCACCUCCCCAGCCACCUCUCGUCUGGAGUGCCCUGCUUCUGGUUGACUUCUGAGGCCCACCCUAUCCGUCCACUCCUUCAGUGCCUUGAAUCUCAUUCACAGCAGCCCUCACUUCAUCCCCUUCCUUUGGCUGCCUGAUGUAACUCCUCCCCACCCCCAAAAGCCCUCCUAAGAGAGACAUCAAAAGAUAUCCUAACAGUUACUUCCCACGUGGUGCUUUGUAAAACGCCAUCACUAUGUCGGAGCAUUUCUUUGCAUCUCUCUUGUCUUCAGAAUGUAAAGCGCAGGGAUUGUGACUCCGAGCCACGUGCAGCCCCCAGCACAUUGGGGAUUUUCAGCACAUUCAGUAAUAAAAGUGACAAUAGACCAAAGCGGGGGGUGUGAUGAAUAAAGCAUUACCUUGGUUGCUGCAGAUGUGAACCAGGUCUCAAGGGCAGACUCUGGAGCUGCUAUCUGUUAGGAAGUCAUAUGUGCCUUGAAUUGUCCACUACUCAAGUACCCAGCAUCUGGUGGGCCUGGGGUGCUGGGGGCCAAUGAGGAAACUCGACCUUCUGGUGCCUGCCCCCCUCCCCGGCCUGCGUGCCAUCAGUGGGUGCGUGCGAUGAGAUGCUCAAUUAGCCCUGUCGGUUCCUGACCAGCUGUGCUUGCUUCUCAUAAGUUAUUUAUACAGAGAAAUCACUAAUGGACUCUCCUGGUUCGAGUGCUUCUGAACUGGAUGAACGAUCGCCGGUAUGUUUGUAUUAUAUAAUUAAUUGCCAUAAUAAACUUU
Balaenoptera musculus (blue whale) is the source of this 2933-nucleotide messenger RNA. It is a transcript of the gene VPS37C, whose product is annotated as VPS37C subunit of ESCRT-I. The coding region runs from base 272 to 1312 and encodes 346 amino acids. Gene Ontology annotation, biological process: protein targeting to vacuole; protein targeting to membrane; ubiquitin-dependent protein catabolic process via the multivesicular body sorting pathway. The transcript is spliced from 5 exons. NCBI's taxonomy places the organism in Eukaryota, Metazoa, Chordata, Mammalia, Artiodactyla, Balaenopteridae. The record is from RefSeq and is a predicted model, not a curated record. Gene Ontology annotation, cellular component: ESCRT I complex.